AUGCAGCAAAAGGAGGAUGCGACACGACACGACAUUAUCUUUGCCUUGCUUUUUCCUCUCUCUCUCUCUCUCUCUCUCUCUCUCAAUCCGCUCAAUGCCAACGUUCAACCAGCAGAGCAUGUCUUUGCUUUUACAAUGCUCCCAAGUAACCCAAGUCACAGCCCUUCUUCCUCCACCAGGUCUCACCAAGUCUCACCAGGCCUCACCGGACCUAGAGCAACCACCACUGUGACUCUGCGAACCUUAUACCAAAGAUCCUUGCGUCAUUGGAGACGAUUAGGAGAGAAAAAGGCUUUUAGCAUUCUAAUUGGUAACUUUAAUGAUUUCAGUGCGGAGUCAACAAGGAAUGACCUCGCUAUAUAA
Messenger RNA from Schizosaccharomyces osmophilus, 363 nucleotides. RefSeq lists its product as uncharacterized. The coding region runs from base 1 to 363 and encodes 120 amino acids. The transcript has a single exon. NCBI's taxonomy places the organism in Eukaryota, Fungi, Ascomycota, Schizosaccharomycetes, Schizosaccharomycetales, Schizosaccharomycetaceae. The record is from RefSeq and is a predicted model, not a curated record.